AUGCCCGUCCCCCGUCGCUGGCCCAGUGGCGCCGUGGAGAAGGGGGCGGAGCCUGCACCCGCCCCGCCCCCCUCGCCCCGCCCGCCCCGCGCCGCGCGGGGAGGAGGAGGAGGAGGAGCCGCGGCGCGGCCCGCACUGCAGCGCCAGCGUCCGAGCGGGCGGCCGAGCUCCCGGAGCGGCCUGGCCCCGAGCCCCGAGCGGGCGUCGCUCAGCAGCAGGUCGCGUCCGCAGCCCCAUCCAGCCCCGCGCCCGCCAUGCCGUCCGCGGGCCCCGCCUGAGCCGCGGCCUCCGCGCGCGGGCGGGCCUGGGGACGGCGGGGCCAUGCGCGCGCUGCCCUAA
This is a messenger RNA of Symphalangus syndactylus (siamang), 339 nucleotides long. RefSeq lists its product as uncharacterized. NCBI's taxonomy places the organism in Eukaryota, Metazoa, Chordata, Mammalia, Primates, Hylobatidae. The record is from RefSeq and is a predicted model, not a curated record.